AAGGGAGGGGGGUGUGCGCAGCCCGUGUCAGUUUCGGAGUCCUGGCGGCUCACCUUCGCGCCAAGGAUCCUGAGCCGAGGCUCCCGGUGAAGCUUUUCCCUCCUCUGCGAACCGGGCCCCCCACCCUGUUCUGUAGCGCCCUGCAUCUCCCCCAGCUCGGGGGCCCUUCCUGCAUUUCCUCGGCGGUGCGUUGAUCCUGGGGACUUUCUGUUUGUUUGUUUUCCCCUUUUCCCUCUUUGUUGCUCCGAAACCAUUCAAGCCGAACCCCCCCACCACCACCCCGGAGGGCGUUCGACUUGUGAAGAAAGGCGGCUGCUGCGGACAGCACCGGCCCCUCCUGCGGACCCGAAAGCCGGUGCGCCCACCCCGUCUGCCCUACCCGCCGGCCGCCUGCGUUCGUUCGCCGGAGGAAGCCAGCCGAGAAUUCAUUGAUGCACCCAUUCCAGUGGUGUAACGGUGAUACAGGUUGGUUCUGACUCCUCACCCAAGCUAUCUUAAAGGAGGGUCUUUCUGAGCGACUCAGUUAAAAGGGUGUUUUUGUGGCCUGGGACUGGUUAGCACCAACAAGUCCUGCUCAAUGCCACCCAUCAGUUUCCAAGACCUUCCCCUCAACAUCUACAUGGUCAUCUUUGGCACAGGCAUCUUCGUCUUCAUGCUCAGUCUCAUCUUCUGCUGCUAUUUUAUCAGCAAACUCCGGAACCAGGCACAGAGUGAGCGAUACGGCUAUAAAGAGGUGGUGCUUAAAGGUGAUGCCAAGAAGUUGCAGUUAUAUGGGCAGACCUGUGCAGUCUGUCUGGAAGACUUCAAGGGGAAGGACGAGCUAGGUGUGCUCCCAUGCCAACAUGCCUUUCACCGGAAGUGUCUGGUGAAGUGGCUAGAAGUACGCUGUGUCUGCCCUAUGUGUAACAAGCCCAUUGCUGGGCCCUCAGAGGCCACUCAGAGCAUUGGAAUCCUAUUGGACGAGCUGGUGUGAAUGCUGCCUCUACACCAAGGCCUGGAGAAGACCGCUUGCCUCAUGGGUGCCUGGCCCCUCCACACAGCUACGGGUGAACAAGACUGGUGGGUGGUGACUGACGUGCUUACCUGAAGGGGCAGUAAUGCAGGGCUGGGCUCCCACCAUCAGGGGGAGGCCUGAGUCGCCCCACCUUUCUGCCUCCUGAAGCCUUCUUCAGCUACUCAGCACCUGCUACUCAGCACUGGCGGUGUCACCCAUCAAGAACGCUGUAUCCUGGUACCGGACUGUCUACCUGCCUGUCCCUGUGGGGGAAGCUGGGGAAGGCAAUCCACCCCUAUCUGGCUGAGAACUUGGAGCUCACCCCUUAGGAGGACUGGCUGCCCUGACCUAGAAGAAGGGAGGAGAUGGGCCCUGCCCCACCUGUAACCUGCCUCCCCUCUUCGCUCCUUCCACAGGAAGGGGAGAAGGGGAGGAAGGAACCAUCAAGGAACCAAGUGCCUCCAGUGCAAGCGAGGGAGGCUCUGUAGGAAAUCAGGAAGAACAGGGACACGGAAAAAGGAAAGUCAAUGUUUACAUGGGGCCUAUGGAAAUAAAGGCUUGGCCUGUAGGCCUGCUGACCACAGGGUAAUGGGGGGCGGAUGCCUUCCCUCUGCUAGGAUCUGAGGUGCUAUCCAUUCACUGUCUUCCUCAGCUGAUCUCAAGAGCGUCCUAUUCCGUUUUGGGGUUAUAGUACCCCUCCAGAGGAAGGGCUUAUUUUACACUCAAAUGAAUUCCCAGGGGCUUUUUCUAAAGGAGCAAAAGGGGCCUGGGGAUGGGGGUGUCUGAAGGUUAAGGUGGCAACAGAUACCUUCUUCCCCUUUGUAAAUAGUAUUUUUAUACUUCAUCCUCACCAUCUCAGGCUUUAUACAUGGAAUCCCCUGAAUGGAGGGGGUGGGGUUUCCUCUCUCCUCCUCCCCCCCCCCCAGAAUAGGUGAGGGUGGGAGAAAGGUCUGUAUUUAAAGAAAAUUAAAUUUAAUAACAAGUUUCUCUUUUUGCCUGUG
Messenger RNA from Felis catus (domestic cat), 1995 nucleotides. It is a transcript of the gene RNF122, whose product is annotated as ring finger protein 122. The record is from RefSeq and is a predicted model, not a curated record. NCBI's taxonomy places the organism in Eukaryota, Metazoa, Chordata, Mammalia, Carnivora, Felidae. The transcript has 7 exons. Bases 578 to 973 code for a protein of 131 amino acids.